Molecule: messenger RNA, 2454 nt
Organism: Vespa velutina
Lineage: Eukaryota; Metazoa; Arthropoda; Insecta; Hymenoptera; Vespidae
Product: cyclin-dependent kinase-like 4
Exons: 5
Coding region: 1082-2296 (404 amino acids)
Biological process (GO): protein phosphorylation
Cellular component (GO): nucleus
Molecular function (GO): cyclin-dependent protein serine/threonine kinase activity; ATP binding
Source: RefSeq, a predicted model, not a curated record
UUGCUCUUGUCAAACCAAUCGUUAGUGUAACAGUUAUACGAUAGAACGACGUCGUUUCUUUCUCGCACACACACACACACACACACACAUGUUACGAGCGUAUCAUGGAGAAAGAUAUUAAUAAGAUAAUAAUAAGAUAUAUUUGUUGCACACGAAUAGAUGUUGUAAUAUUAAUGAAACUUCAAAUAGGCACUUAAGACGCUAUUUACAUGUUACUUUAUGCGUCUGUUAAAUCGUCAUUUGUUCGUCAAACUCUUAAAGAUAUUUUUGUGGUCGAUGGCGUGACAUUAUAUUAACGUAUAUAACCUCUUGUGGACAAUGACGGCCCAUCGUUCGAUUUAAUUUACACGUAACAUUAGUAUAAUGUCAUUGCAAUUAGAAAAUUACUAGGAGUUUUCUAUCUUAGUUCAAAAAGUUUAUUAUAAAAUUCUUUGAUAUGAAAAUUGACACAAUUACGUUAACAACACCGAGAUGGUUAAUGAUCUAAGAUUUGCGAAUUAUGGACAGUUUAUACCAUUAUGGUAAGUUUUCGAAUUUUAUAUUCGUCAAUACAAUUCUUUUUUUUUUUUUUUUUUUUUUUUGUAAGCGUCCGAGUGAACACAAACACGCACAUACACACAUACGCGCGCGCGUACACACACGCACAGAGCAGCACAGGUUUUUAUAAAUCCAUGCAACGAUCUACUACUUGUAUACCAUCGCGUAAGAUGCAGGAUACAUUAUUCACGGUAUUUCUCCUCAAAGUAUUGUAUGUACUUUUAUAAAGAACUUCGCGCAAGCGUAACUUUGAAGAAUAUGGAUCCUCUAGUCUAAGGUGAGAUCUUGCCGAUACCAUCGACUUUCCCAUGUACGAUUUCUUUUGGAUUGUAAAUAUACAAUUCAUUUUAUAUAUCCAUUUGAUAUAUCCAUAACUAUUAUAUCUUAAUAUCGUUCGUAUGAUCAAAUCAACAUCCUUGAAGAAAAGAGCGCAUGCGUCGUGUACUGUCCAAUGGAUAAAGUCAAACGAGCUUGGGGGAGAGUUUGAUCCUCGGUCAUCGGCGAGAAUGAAGACAGUGCAGUUUGCAUUCUUCACCGGCGUAGCAUGCUUUUUGCCCAACAGUUUACGUCCUUGCCAUGCCUUGCCAAAUAUAAGAAGUCUCGCGCACCGAGCAAGGCGAUGGAGCGUUACGAACGGUUGGGACGUCUUGGAGAGGGUAGUUACGGAGUCGUCUUCCAAUGUAAAGAUCGGCAUACUGGAAAAUUGGUGGCUGUUAAAAAAUUUCAACAAACGGAGGACGAUCCUCUUAUACGAAAGAUUGCGCUUCGGGAGAUACGCUUGCUCAAGAAUUUGAAACACCCAAAUCUGGUGAACCUUUUGGAAGUAUUCAGACGAAAAAGGAAGCUGCAUUUGGUAUUUGAAUACUGCGAGCAUACACUUUUAAACGAGAUGGAGAAAUUCCCGUACGGUUGUCCCGAUCUCAUGAUCAAACAGCUUACAUGGCAAAUUCUUCAAGGUAUUGCCUAUUGUCACCGACUUGGCUGUGUUCACAGAGAUGUUAAACCAGAGAAUAUUUUAAUUACGGCGGAGGGUGUUGUAAAGCUUUGUGAUUUUGGAUUUGCUCGAAUGCUUAGUCCCGGAGAAAAUUAUACGGAAUACGUGGCAACGAGAUGGUACAGGGCACCAGAAUUAUUGGUUGGGGAUACCCAAUAUGGAACUCCAGUAGACGUAUGGGCAAUAGGGUGUGUAUUUGCCGAAUUAAUACGAGGAGAAGCCCUAUGGCCUGGCAAAUCGGACGUGGACCAACUUUAUUUGAUAAGAAGAACUGUAGGCGACUUAUUACCAAGGCAUAUUGCUAUAUUUCAGCAAAACGAAUUCUUCGCUGGUAUAACACUUCCAUCACCGCAAAAGCUUAUACCAUUUAAGGAUAUUUUUCCUGAUAGACCCAGUACACUCUUACAAAUUGAUUUUUUGGACAAGUGCUUGGACAAAGAUCCAAAUGUAAGGUGGACGUGCGAGCAGCUUCUACAGCAUGGAUACUUUGAAAAUUUUCAUUUUAAAAUUCCUGACGUGGAAUUAGAAGAAUUCGAGAAGCUCAAAAAAUACAGAGAUCGUUCGCGAUUAAGUCAGAUGAAUAGUCAUGCGAUCGAAGACCAUGGAUACCGGACUGAUAAUUCGAAAUACAAUCAAAUGCUACUACCGCAACUUCCUCAAAUGAACGUUGUCGCGCAUGGUCAAAAUGACAAUCGGCCUAAAAGCACGAGUAUGCAACAUCAGCAAGGCUUCGAUCAUUUACCUACGAUAAGAGGCUGCAAUUAGUAUUGUAAAGUAUAUCUACUUGUGGUUCGUUAGUUAUACAUAUAUGUUAUACAUUAUAUGAUAUACAUAUGAUGAUAAUGAUGACGAUGAUUAUUAUUAUUACUAUUAUUAUUAUUAUUAUUAUUAUUAUUAUUAUUAAUAUUAUUAUUAUUAUUAUU